Messenger RNA from Mytilus trossulus (common blue mussel), 2038 nucleotides. Its product is annotated as integrator complex subunit 9-like. The transcript is spliced from 21 exons. Gene Ontology annotation, biological process: snRNA 3'-end processing. The record is from RefSeq and is a predicted model, not a curated record. NCBI's taxonomy places the organism in Eukaryota, Metazoa, Mollusca, Bivalvia, Mytilida, Mytilidae. Gene Ontology annotation, cellular component: integrator complex. The coding region runs from base 55 to 2019 and encodes 654 amino acids.
CCCCUCGAAAGUGAAAGAACCAAACUUGAUCACAUUUUGACUAGAAGACACAAUAUGAAGCUGUCGUGUUUGUCCAGCAAUCCAAGCAAGCCAUGUUUUAUACUCCACUUUAAAGGUGUAACACUGAUGUUAGACUGUGGACUUGAUGUCAAAGAAAUUCUUAAAUUCUUACCACUUCCUGUUAUACAGAGUGCCAAAUUUUCCAGCCUUCAGACAUGGACACCACCUAAUAACAAAGAGGGUCUUGAUGAAGAUGAACUUAAAGAAUCAGGAGGAAACAUUUUUGUAAAUGGCUGUUUAGAAUUCCUGACACCAGAGGUUGGAAUGACAGAUCUCUCCCAGAUUGACGCAAUUUUAAUAUCCAAUCACAAUGUCAUGUUAGCAUUACCAUACAUCACAGAAUACACAGGGUUCAAAGGUCAAGUCUUCUGUACAGACCCAACUCUACAGAUGGGAAGACAAUACAUGGAAGAACUGGUUACCUAUGUAGAGAGAUAUCCAAAACCAGAAAUAAGGGACAAGUGGAAGGAACCAGUUAUAUUAGAUUUACUGCCACCAUUCCUAAAGGAAGCAGUCCAUCCAUUUGCCUGGAAAAAAUGUUAUACUAAGCAUGACAUUCAGUCCUGUGUAGCCAGGGUACAGACUGUAGGAUUCAAUGAAAAAAGGAAUUUGUAUGGAGCCUUAACAAUAAGUUCCUGUAGUUCAGGUUAUGCUAUUGGAAGUUGUAAUUGGGUCAUUACAUCAGAAUAUGAAAAGGUGUGUUAUGUAUCAGGAACUUCUACUUUGACUACUCAUCCGAAGCCAGUAGACCAAGCUUCGUUGAGAAAUAGUGAUGUAUUAAUACUCAGUUGUUUAACACAGACACCAUCAAACAACCCUGAUGCUAUGAUAGGAGAUUUCUGUGUUAAUGCAGCUGUUACCCUUAAGAAUGGAGGAAAUGUUCUGGUUCCCUGUUACCCCUCUGGUAUAACCUAUGAUUUAUUUGAAUGUCUGAGUGGACAUUUAGACAGCUGUGGUUUAAGUCAGGUUCCACUAUAUUUUGUAUCACCAGUGUCAGACAGCGCUUUAGCAUAUUCAAAUAUAUUUGCAGAAUGGUUAUCAGCAUCAAAACAGUCACGAGUCUACCUCCCUGAGGCCCCAUUUCCGCAUGCAGAGCUGGUUGCCAUUGGAAGGUUAAAAAACUGCAAAAGUAUUCACGAUGGUCUCAGUGAAGAUUUUAAACCCCCAUGUGUUGUAUUCAGUGGUCAUCCAUCCCUAAGAAUGGGAGAUGCCGUACACUUCCUAGAAAUGUGGGGAAAUUCAUCGUCAAAUACAAUCAUUUUCACAGAACCCGAUUUUCCAUUUGUAGAAGCUUUAUCACCAUACCAACCAUUACAGAUCAGAGUAUGUUACUGUCCAAUAGACACAUGCUUAAGAUUUUCACAAGCCAACAAGUUGAUAAAAGAUCUGAAACCCACACAUCUAGUUGUAGCCGACAGUUAUAUACAGCCACCAGUAUCAAUGCCACAUAAAACAGAAUUUGUCAUUAAUUGGGAGCCCUCACCAUUGACAUACAGAAGAGGGGAAGUAAUAUCAUUACCAAUAAAAAGACAGUUUGAAACUAUAGAAAUCACUCCUGAGCUUGCAGCAUCGCUUGAUCCACAGGAAGUCAGAUCUGGGUAUAAUAUAACCAUGGUAACAGGAACAUUAAGUUGUCAUGACAACAAGUAUAUUUUGAAGAAACUACCAGAUGACAUUCCCUCAGGAACUAAAAGAAAAUUUGAUGAAACUGUAAAUAGACAAAAGACAUACAUGUGGGGAAACGUCAAUAUUCCUGCUUUUGUAGAAGCUCUUACGAAGCAUGGUUUUGUUGAUAUAAAGGUGGAGGACACGGGUGAAGGAUGUACUAUUGUUGAUCUGCCAAACGAUGAUACAUUGAUUCAAGUGGAGCCAGAUAAUACACAUAUAAUAUGUAAUGGAGAAGAGACUGUCAGGAUUAAGAUUAGAGACGCUUUGUUAAAAUGCUUGAAGAAAAUCUGAUAUUAAAUAUGUCAUCUAA